AACACAUUUAAAGUUUUAUGCUAGUUUUAUAUACGACAUUUUGUGUUUUGUAAAAUAUAAUUUUUUUUCAAUUGCGCUUAUUUUUUCUCUGUUUAUGAUUUUUAAGUAUUAAAUUUAAAAUUCCAGAAUCUAUUCAUUUUUAACACGAGAUGAAUUUCAAUUGUUUGAUAAAUUCCCUUUUGUUGAAAUUUCUUGUCUUUCACUGUUUAAUUUAUCAAGUGGUGUUUGGGGAACUAAGUUACAAUGAAUACUUGAAGGAAAAUAAAGGUUUUGCAUUAAGUGAAUUAAAUUCAACGAUAAGUGAAAGUGGCGAAAGAACUCCUUGGUUUUUGAAUGUACCUUUAUUGCCAGUAAUUGUUGCAACUUCGAAUUCAAUUCCCGAAGGUUCUUGUAAAAAUCAAUUACUAUUGUAUCUUAAUCAUUUGAAGAAUGGCACUUUGUGGGCUACUGAGAUGUUUGAUUCGUCAGCCAAAGUUCCCUAUGGUGUGUUCAACGGUUUCACUGUACAUUUGGGAAGUUUCGAUCAAUGUGAACGAAUUAAUGCAAAAGUAGUAGAUGCUAACAGUGGAAAAAUUGAGGAAAUUCGCAGUAAAUAUUGUCUGGUGGAUGUGAAAUUUAAAGAAAAGAAUGAGCCAACGGAUUUUAGUGGAGAUUACAAAUUAAUGUUUGAUCCUCAAGAUUCUGCUUGGGAAGCAAUUCGGGAAAAGGGCGAUUUUCGACGAUGGCCAAGGUACCAUUGGCAAAUGGCUCUUUGUUUUCCUGCGCAAUGUCAACUAGAGGACAUUGAGGCAGCCCUAAGAGAACCCCUUGAUAAAUUUGAAGAAAAUUAUUCUGUUAAAGUCACAGCAUCAAUUUCUCCAUUAUACUGCUCUUCUCCUGUUUCAAGAGAAGCUCCCUUUUCCAAUUACGAAAUCAUUUUUUGUUUAACAUUCCUUUCAAUAAUUAUUAUUGUCGGACUAAGUACAAUAGUUGACAUGAAAUCUGAUAAAAAGCAGCAACUCUCUUUACAAAAACAAUUAUUAUACUGCUUUUCAGCUCGUAAGAAUUUUAAUGAAAUUUUUAAUGUUAAUAAUGAACAUCGUGGACUGGAUACUAUUCAUUUUGUUCGUGUGUUUAUUAGCGGAAUUUUAAUGUCCGCUCAUCGACAACUUCAAUUUAUGUUCUCGGGAAGUAUGAACGGACUGUUUGCUGAACGGGUUCAAACUGAUCCAAUUUACUCGUUUAUUCAUAAUGUUCCCGCCGCGUCAGAUGGAAUGUUCAGUUUGGGUGGUCUUUUACUUUCCUACUCAUUGCUGAAGAAAUGGAAUGAAUCGGGAAAAUUAAAUUACACUGAUUUGGUUAUAACUCGAUUAGUAAGAUUAUUACCACUUUUCAUGUUUGUAACCUUUGGAUAUGCAACUGUAUUUUAUCGAUUGGGUUCGGGACCGUUUUGGGAGGUUACAGUGGGAUUUAACAAAGAGUCAUGUUCUUCUUACUGGUGGACGAAUUUAUUUUUCAUUAAUAAUUAUUUCGGUGGUACCAAUAAAUGCAUUCUUCAGUCUUGGUAUUUAGCUGUUGAUUUUCAAUGUUGGAUAAUUGGAUUAUUCUUGAUUACUGCAUUUUGUAAAAUGCCUCGUAAAAUUGGUUACACAUUUUUUAGUAGCAUUUUGAUUUUUUCAACCGCACUAACUUUUUACAUUAUGUACAAAAAUGAUGUUGAUCCGAUUUUUAAAUCUUUAGCAAUUCCAAACAGACCAGAAACGAGUGAUUUUUUUCUGAAUUAUUACUCUAAAACUGAAUUACGUUUUACUUCUUAUUCCGUUGGAUUAAUUUUCGGAGCGAUUAUUUAUGACUCGAAGAGAGCUAAUUGGCGUCUUUCAAAGACAGUGUCGCAAUUUUUAUAUCUCAGUGCAUUUCUGCUAACUUGGUUUGCAGUAUCAUGUGGACUUUUUUUUACGACUCCAAAUUUGAAAAUGAGUGCUUUGGCCAAAGGAUUGUAUGCAAGUCUAUCAAGACUAACUAUAGCAUACUCCUCAUGUGUACUACCUUUAGUCUUCACAAUUGGAAAUGGUUUAGAUUUUUAUUACAAGAUAAUGACAGCAAGCUGGUUUCAGCGAUUAUCACGAAUAUCUUAUUCAAUAUAUAUCACUCAGUUCAUAAUGUUUCUUUAUGAAUUUGGAUCCUCAAAAUCAUCAUACGAUAUUUCCUUCUACAUUCUAUUUAAGUGCAUUGCAGGAGAUGCAGUGUAUACAGUGUGUCUAGGUUUUUUCUUUGCCAUUUUAAUAGAGUAUCCAUUUAAAAAUGUUGGUAAUUUGAUUUUAAAAAGGAAGACGAAAAAUUCAGCAACUAUUCAAAAAAAGGAGAAAUGAAUACGAAUUAAUUAUGUCCUCUUAAUUUUUAUUAUCAUAAAAUCUGUAUAUUCGCAUAAAAAUGAAAUAUUACUCCAGCUAUUAAAAGCAAU
Leptopilina heterotoma is the source of this 2440-nucleotide messenger RNA. RefSeq names its product O-acyltransferase like protein-like. The record is from RefSeq and is a predicted model, not a curated record. The transcript is spliced from 12 exons. The coding region runs from base 150 to 2348 and encodes 732 amino acids. Gene Ontology annotation, molecular function: acyltransferase activity, transferring groups other than amino-acyl groups. Lineage: Eukaryota; Metazoa; Arthropoda; Insecta; Hymenoptera; Figitidae.